AUGGGCGGGAGGCGAGUGUAGCGGGGGGAGGGCCUGCGACUGAGGAGAGCGCAGGGCUCCCUCAAGCUCCCGGCGGAGCCUGAGCCGGCGCUCGCCGCAUCGGCGCUUAUUGGCCGCAGGGGCCGCGCCGAGAUGCGGUGGCAUCCUGGUGUGGUCCCGCGGGGCGCGGACGGGAUGCCCCAGGCUAGUGUCUUGGUGCGCUGGAUGCUGCAUGGGACUGAAGAAAUGAUGGAAGGAAAGAGUAGUCUCUGUGUCCCUGAAGAAGAAAAUACAGCCCCUUCGGUAGAAGCAGAAAAUAUAACUGAGGUGGAAAUUAAGCAAGACAAGGGAGAUAGUAGCCAUGCAGAGAAUACAGAAAAUUGCCCUGAUAUGUACAGAUAUAUCAAAGGAGAUUUGUUUACAUCGGAGAUUUAUAAAGUAGAAAUUCAGAACCUUCCAAAAUAUAUUGGCUUUAAUGAUGUAAAGAAAUUUCUUGCCAAAUAUGGACUUAACCCUCAUAAGAUAAAACUUUUUGGGAAACAAACUUUUGCAUUUGUGACAUUUAAAAGUGAGGAGGAAAGGGACAAAGCUAUGAAAGUCCUUCAUGGAGUCAUGUGGAAGAGCCGAUAUUUGAGUGUUAGGCUUGCAAAGCCUAAAGCUGAUCCCAUUGUAAAAAAGAGAAAGAAAGAAGGGGAGGAUACUGAACAGAAAGAAGCAAAGCGUCCAGCUUUAGCAAAAGACAGUGAAGAGGAACCUCUCAGUAAACAGAUAGCAGAUGUGGUGACCCCUUUGUGGAAUAUACCAUAUGAAGAACAGCUGACAAAGAAGAAGCAAGAGUGUGAACAAGUGCUGCAGAAACUGACAAAGGAAAUAGGAAACAACAACAAAGCCCUGUUACCUUGGUUGUUUGUACAGAAGCAGAAGUAUAAUAAAAUCUGUUGCCCAGUAGAGGGAGUGAAAGCAUCACCAUUACAGACUGAAUACCGCAACAAAUGUGAAUUUUUGAUUGGAAUGAGUUUAAAUCAAGAAGACAAAACUGUGGGUUGUCGCCUUGGCAAAUACAAGGGUGGAAGCUGUGCUGUAGUGGAACCAUUUGACACUAUUCACAUUCCUGCUGUUGCCAAAAAGGUAGUGAAGGCUUUUCAAGACUACAUAAGGUCAACCCCUUACUCUGUGUACAGCCUAGAAACCUACGAAGGUCACUGGAAACAACUCACAGUCCGCACCAACAAAAAUGGUCAUAUCAUGGCAAUUGUUUAUUUUAAUCCUCAGAAAUUAAGUAAAGAAGAGCUUGUUGACCUGAGAAUCUCACUGGCAAAGUACUUUACAGAAGAAACUGGAAAGGACAGUGGGGUAACCUCUCUUUACUUUGUAGAGGAAGGGCAGAGAAAAUCACCCAAUCGUGAAGACUUGCCCUUACAACAUUUGGCUGGUGAUAAGUACAUAUAUGAAGAGCUUCUUGGUCUAAAGUUUAGAAUUUCCCCCCAUGCAUUUUUCCAAGUAAUGUUGGUAAAUACACAGGCUGCAGAGGUUCUAUAUAAAGCCAUUAGAGACUGGGCCCAACUGAACCAAGAUAGCACUGUACUUGAUAUCUGCUGUGGAACAGGAACAAUUGGAAUUUCACUGGCAAAGAAAGUGAAGAAAGUUAUUGGUAUCGAACUCUGUCAAGAAGCUGUGGAGGAUGCCAAAGUGAAUGCCCAAAUUAAUGAUUUGAAUAACAUUGAAUUUCACUGUGGAAAGGCUGAAGACGUUGUUCCUUCUUUAAUUAACUUAUUAGCAUCACACAACCUGAUUACAAUUGUAGAUCCACCUCGGGCAGGACUACAUUCUAAAGUCAUUCUUGCAAUCCGAAGAGCUGAACACUUGAAGAAGCUCAUCUAUGUAUCCUGCAAUCCCAGAGCUGCCAUGAACAACUUUGUGGAUCUUUGUCGGGCCCCCUCCAAUCGUGUCAAAGGAACCCCUUUCCGUCCAGUUAAAGCAAUGGCAGUGGAUCUUUUCCCUCAGACUAUGCACUGUGAGCUGCUGAUAUUCUUUGAAAGGGUAGAACAUUCAAAUGGAAACUCUACUGAAGCAAGCCCUGACACAGCUCAGGUCAUGAAUACAAAUACAACAGAUUCUACCCAGGAUGGCAGUAUUGACCCACUUGAAGAGAAAGUAGGAACUCUGUCUUCUACCUAAUGUUGUGGUAGGCUGGGCAGUUUGUUUGCGCACGUAUGUGCAUAUAUAUUUUAUACACUCAGGCAACCAUCUUAACCUAUUGAUUUCCUUCUAAGAGGCAGAAGUUACUUUUGCUAGUUAAAGAAUGUUGCAGUUUGAGGCAUCAGCAGAAACACCAUACAAGUUAACCUCUGUACAACAUCCUAAUUACCUGACUUCCAAGUGAUGAAGGCUUUCAGUUAAGUAUACUGACAGCAGCAUUUUUCAACUCCGUGAAGGAAGAUUAGUUUAACUUUAAGAUGCUUAAAACAAUCCAAUUCCUACAAGGAAAAUAACCUUAUUACAGACAACUUGGAUCAAAACCUGCUAUUUUCACUCAUGCACACUUAUAUUGAAGGUAUUGGGACAUCUUUCAGGAGUAAGGCCAGCAUGACUUGACCUAAAUAUUCUGCACGUUCUUCAUAAAAUACUAUCCAGGUAUGUUACUAGGAUUCAGAUAUGUGGAUUCCCUCCAAAAGUUGACUGACUGUAGGAUUUUUUUUAUGCCCAAGAAAUUUCUUUGUUUGAAGAUGAGUGAUAAAUAGCUGAGAGAGAACAUCACUUAAUAGCCAUCUGGCAGAUGGGCAAUUCUGUUGAACAGUAGACUUUUGCCUUGCAGACCACUUUAAAUAAAUUUGAUUUUUAAAAGCAUUGUUGAAAUUUUCCUUAGCUGGGAUGUUGGUUUGCAUUGAAAAGUGGUUUGAGUUGGCAGUUGCAGGUUUAUAAUAAAUUAUUUGCAUUAAAGCAAGCCUGAUUUUUAGUUACUAUUGUAAAAAGACUUUCCUGCUGCCCUGGUAUGUAGACUAAUUCUUUACUGUGGGGAGAGAGAUUCUAAACUCCCUCUUCAACUUGCUUGUAAUCUGAAAAAUACAUGAAGCUUACAUACUCCUGGUAGAAAAUGGACCUCUGUUUUGUGGUUCUGGUGGAGACAAUGGGUUGCCCCCUUCAGUGGAAGGAUCAAUCACCCUCCUUAAGUGUGACUGUUCUGAGUUAAACUGGAGCUAUGGGCCAAACUGAUGAUCUGAUGUUUGAGAUCCAAUACAACUUCUAAGGGAGAGAGUUUUUCUUGUUCUGUAAUAAAGCGAAAAGAGGACUGUAUUCAGUGCUACCCCCUCCUAUUUCAAAAGAGGAAAGAUUCAGAACAAAACAAAUGCACACAAAAAUACUCUAUUCCAGAGAUGGAGGAGGAAGCUAACAGAACAGAGUUAACUUCCACAGCAGAUUAAUUCAUAUAGGGGUAUAAGGUUAGGUUAGGACUGAAACUGUGGACCUUACCAUGGUUAACUAUUCCUCUAGCACCUUCAGCCCAGAGUGCUGUAAUGUGAGCUUUCUUAGGCAUAUGCAAUCUACACAGAAGUUUUAUCUGACUCAGAGCAUAGCUAACAGCUGAGGAAAUUCUGUGCAAGGCAGAAUUUGUGCAGAAUUCCAUUUUUUCCCCCCUGCAGAAUUGGCAGUGCAGGGCUGCUGCUAGGAGCUGUGGAACCCAGCAGAGCCCAGCUCGCAGAGUGGCUGCAUGGGAAGACUGGUUCCUGGGUUUGCUGGUCCUGCUCAGUCAUGUGAUGUGGCUGGGCCCUCUCCUUGCAUGGCAGCUGCUGGAGCCAGCAAGCUGCAUCCUGCAGGGAGAGGCAGGAUGGGAUUCCUGCUUUCCAGGAGGGGCAGAAACUUUUAAAAUUGUGGGGGCCCUCCCCCCAGCAGCAGGUACAGGUCAUCUCUGCUUGGCAGGACAGUAAUAGCUAUACAGAGCCUGUGGCUGGGCUUGCGGGGGGAGAAGGAUGCAGGUUGCUGGGUACAGGCCCCUCCAGUAACCCUAAAUAUCCUUUCCCAGUAUACAUGCACCCGUCCAGUUCCCCCUCACAUUAUCUUCUAUUUGGGAACUUGAAAUAUGGUAACUCUAGGGGUUCAAGGUGAAAAAACCUCCUAAGAAUUGACUACAAGACUGGAGGGGCAGGCUCCUUCCUCCCCUCCUCCCGAUAUGCACAGCUGGGACAUGUGACACACCCAGACUAAGGGACAUGACAAAAGCAUAACAGGAAGUGGCUUGUGGUAGGCGUUUCUUUAACUCUCUACUCCCAGGGGAAUCAUUUUUGUCAUCUGUAUUGUUAGACGUACUUGGACAAGUAUUUUGAAAUAAAUUACUAAAAUAAUUGAAA
This is a messenger RNA of Caretta caretta (loggerhead turtle), 4325 nucleotides long. RefSeq names its product tRNA methyltransferase 2A (gene TRMT2A). Gene Ontology annotation, biological process: RNA processing. The record is from RefSeq and is a predicted model, not a curated record. Gene Ontology annotation, molecular function: RNA methyltransferase activity; RNA binding. NCBI's taxonomy places the organism in Eukaryota, Metazoa, Chordata, Testudines, Cheloniidae.